CCAGGAGAUGGUCUCUGCUCUUGCCUUGGUGACGCAGAUACUGACGUCUAGGGUCACGUUCCUAUCCGGGAAGCUCCGCCUUUUCCUUCUGAGUCCAGAAGCCGGUCCCUUCCGCCGCUCAGUCGUCGCCGCAGCAGCUCUUUGAAGGAUGAAGAUCUGGAGCUCGGAACACGAAUUCGGGCAUCCAUGGGAUACUGUAAUAAAAGCUGCAAUGAGAAAAUACCCCAAUCCUAUGAACCCAUCAGUGGUAGGAGUUGAUGUCCUGGAUCGAAACCUUGAUAAUCAAGGAAGAUUACAUAGUCAUCGCUUACUUAGUACAGAAUGGGGUCUACCAAAUAUUGUAAAAGCUAUUUUGGGAACAAAUAGAACUGUUACUUACAUUAAAGAACAUUCAGUAGUUGAUCCAGUGGAAAAGAAAAUGGUAUUGAGCUCCACAAAUAUAACGCUUACGAAUCUUGUAUCAGUGGACGAACGAUUAGUUUAUACACCUCAUCCUGAAAAUCCUGAAAAGACUCUUCUAACUCAGGAAGCAAUUAUUACAGUAAAAGGUGUUAGUCUCAGUAGUUACUUGGAAACUUUAAUGGCCAACACAAUAUCGUCUAAUGCUAGAAAGGGGUGGGAUGCUCUUGAAUGGACAAUUCAACAUUCUGAAAAUGUUCUAAGUUAGCAGUCUCUUUCUACAGCUGCAUUUUGUACUAACUAGUGGUAAUGUCAGCAUUUGUUAUCUUGGUAUAGCAUUUCAGCUUCUAGCAAGUACAUGCAUGUUGUGGUGAUGUACCUUUAAAAAGUUGCAUGUUUUUAUAUGUAUAUACACACAUUGCAUAUAGAGGAACAGUGUCCUUAAUUCCUUAAUUAUGGAAUCAGGGCUCCUUUGGUUUCUAAAUACUUUGUCAUAGGAAGAUUCUUAAUCCAAGGGGAACAAUUUAAAGUUAUUUUUAUAUUCUUUGUUGUUGCUUUUUGUGUAAAAAAGAUUAUUAGAAUACUGGAGGAAACUUCUUUUCUGACAUUUUUAUGUUGAAUCGGUUGAAGAGCUCUAUUGUAUCAGUACCUGUCAUAUCAGAUGGAUUAUGUUUCAGGUCUGGGCAUUGCAAGACUAGAUGCAAGACUGCUGUAGAAAUAUGACGCCAACUGUAUUUAGUUAAUUGAUUGAUUAUGUGCCAAGAAGUCAUUAUCAACUUUUAACAAUUACAUAGAUUUUUCUGCAUGGUGAUCUCUUAACAGAAUAUUGUAAUACAGCUUGUGCUAAAAGCUGUACAAAUACAAUCAGUGUACUCUGAUUGUAAUCUAUAAGUAUAUAGAUUCCAGCUGCUAGAAUUUGACAGAGAUAGAUGGAUGCUAUCCAAAACAUCCUCAUGAGGGAGCAGCCAAUUCUCAGGUUAUUUACAUCUCAUGCCUUGCCUUUCUUGACAAUGCAGUGGGAAAGAAGUGGGGAAGGUAGCAGACUACAUACAUGGCAUGAUAUAUCUAAGUCAGGCUGUAUGUACUGUAUUUACCCCAUAGAAAGACAAGAUUGCUUCCUCCAAAUAAUUAGGGGGUUGGAAUUAAAGUUAUCAUUUUGGAGAUUGGGCUUUAUUUAGAAAGGGCUACUUGUCUGAUGAAUGUAACUCUUGUGACAUCUAAAUAGUUCUCUCCUUUCUUUCCUUCACCAACAGUUGCCUCCUUCCUUGACCUCGUCUCCUUCCUUCCUUCCUUCCUUCCUUCCAAUAUGAUUCUUCAUCUGGAGAGUGGUUUAUGUGACAGAAUGUUUGAUAUAUGCAGAUGGAUGGAUGAAUGGAUUAAUUUGCCUUACAGUCUAUUGAUUUUAGAAAGUUAUUCAUUCAGUAGCCCCAGUUUUGCCUAUUUCUGGAGUGUGAUUUUUUUUGUGUUCAUCACAUAUUCAAGCCUGUAAAACACUCAUAUUUAUUGGCAAUGUGGGAAAUUUCCAGCUGGUGAGUUAACCUGGUUUAAAUGUAAACCCUGGGCACAAAAUUUUGUCUAGAAAUAUAUUUUUCUAUCUACUUAUUUUGAAAAUUGGUAGCCUUGGGGAACCUUGUCUUCAAUUCAACACUGUCUUCCUUUGGAUAAACGCAGUAGAUAUUGUUAUCUUCAUUAUUUACAGAUAAAUGACAGCUUUUGUGCUUUUUAAGUGAACAGUCAUACAGAACCUUUUGGUUCCACUUGCAUCUAAUUCAACCUAAAAUGAUUAGCAUAUUCUUGAGAUUAAAACAGCUUUCUCUUUUUCAUUCUCCUUCCAUAUAAGGAAAAACUAGAACUUUCUAGUUAUAAUUUAUAAUUAUGUUUGUAUCUAGAUUAAUACAAUGAAUGGCAUAAAGAACCAGUUGCUGUUCAUUGGAAUGCGAUGAACUGCAGCUCAUUAACUGAGAUGUUACUUGAAUUCACACUAAUAAAGUAAUAUUUUCCAAAAUAAAAGUAUUGAUUUUGUUUGUCUCCAAUUGAAUAACUUGUUUUUAAAGGUACAUAUUUUAGUUUCUGAUAAAAUUGUCAGUUAUCUAUAGAAAUAAAUAUAGAUAGGGCCCUUUUUACAUUUUUUUAUCAACUUGGAAUAGAAUAAUUUAAUUUCUUUGCUUAAUAUCCUAAUUUAUAGGUAAUUAAAAUUUAUACAAAGAUGGUGCAAUAUUGUAAUUUCUUUUAAAACUGUGAUUUUUGGAGUGUGUGUAUAUAGUAUGAAAAUGGUACAUGCUCACCGUAUAUUUUUAGUUGCCCUUAAAUUAAAAACAUUAAUGUGUCAAUUUUGUACUACCAUCAUAUGCAUAAACAUAUUAAAGGUGCAUGUUUAUUGGCAAAUCUGCUUGCUUACAGUGUAUAUUAAUACACUACUUGGAAGUACAUUGCAAACGAAUUCUUCGUCAGGAUUGCUCUGCCCAUAACUAACUUAAUUAAAAGUAAUUUAAUUUAUGUGUCUCCUUCAACUGCUAGAAAUGAAAGAGUAACUGUUCAUUGCAACAUAAACUUCGGAAUUCAGACAUUCGCUUAUUUAUCAGUAUAAUUGGAAUUUGCUGGAAUCAAAUUGUUAUUUCACUUCCUAGAAUUUAUUUAAAUACACAUCCCCAAAUUUUAUUUAACCUGGAAUUUUGUUGACAUAGAUGAGAGAUUUGAAGUAAUAUUUAAAAUUUCUGAAAAUUGAUAUAUUGCAAGUAUCUUGCACUGUAAGAAUGCAACAGUUCACGCUGUGUUUUGCAAUCAACCAGUGAAUGUCUUCUUUCAGCAUGUUAUUUUUCUAUGUUGAUGAUUAAUUUUCAUCAUUUUUAAAAAGAUUUUAUUUAGAAAUUUUAAAAGUAGAUCUGAACUGUGUAAUUUGCAAAGCUGAAGCAUGUUCAGAUAGGUAGUAGUUUAAAGAUGGUUGAUUUAGAAUAAAAAAUGUUGAAAUGUUUGCUGGCAUCAAAAAAUAUGGAAAUAUUAACAAUGAAUAUAGUUUGCAAAAAUGUGAAACUACCUGAGAAAAUAUAUAAUUGAUCUGGAUGCUCUUUAAUAAUUAUGCAAUUUGUGUCAUCUCUCUACCAUUAAGCCUUUUAUUAAGAGAUACUGUAAUACUGAAUUUAGAUAAUGACCUCACCCUAGAUUCUUUUGGGAAAAGUCAUGGCAGAUAAGUUAUCAUAAAUUCAGGAUCAGUUAUACUGUUGCAGGCCUAAAGUUGGAGUAUGGAGAGUUCUUAAGGCUCAGCCUUGGAUCUGCUAUAUUUACUUGGCGCAUUUUUCCUCACAUAAUUAAACUGCUAUUAAGAAUUCAUAUUUUUGCAAUUUAGGGACAAUACAUGCAAAUAGUACAAUAAUUUAGCAGAUGAAGACAGAGUACCAUCUGAUUAUUUUUUUAAUAAAAGCAAAAUUCCUGAUUUGAGUCGUAGGUUUUGCCGUUGUCAUAGUAAGCGGGGCAUAGGUAAGCAAUUCUAAUAAAGUUUUCUAUUCCUACCUCACAUAUUUUUACAGAACUAUAGUAAACUUGGUAUCUGGAGUAUGUGCAGGUAGAACGUAGUUGAUCUUGAUUACAUUAAAAAAAGAUAGGCUUGGAUAUGGUUAGCGCUUGAUGACAAAUUGUUGCAAGUAAAUUGUUGCCAGUUAAUUCACUGCGUGUACUUAUGACAUGACUGUUACUUCAUGUUGAUGAGCUUUUAGGUGUAGGUUUAGCUCUCUAAGGUAAUUUGAUUCUAAGUAUUUAUGAUACUUUAAAAAGUCUGAAAUUUUAUUGAACAUAAUUGGCAGUUAUUCAUUUUCUAUAAGUUUAUCUAAGUGGCAAUAAAUGACUAAUUGGAAAUCAUUUCGAGCUAGAAGUAACACUUUAGUUGAGCUAUUUAUAAUCUACCUAAGUGCCCUUGAUGUACAAGUUUUUGUAUUAACUUCAAAGAUCAAAAUAUUAGUAAAACAGCACUAGCUAUAUAUGAAUAUUCAAUAAUCAUACAUUAGGUAGGAUUUUUUAUUAGUUUUAAAACAUUUCUUCAAUUAAAAUUUUAGAAGAAAUUUAUUUCAAGAACUGCAGGGCUGUGAACCUGUUGGAAGAUUCUGGAUUCAUAGCCCAUUGUGUUCUUCACCAUGCUUUGUAGUGUCUUCUUUUAAUCUUUGGUGUUUAGGGAAUUUCUCAAAGUUGGAAAUAACUAGCAAUUUUUCCUGAGGUCUGAGCUUUUGAGCUUAAAACUGGCUUUUGAAGGACUCAGGGACCGUAGAAUUCUUACGUAGCAUUAUUUUCUAGGACUAGCCCUUGAAGUAUUAUAUAAAUUCCGGAAGGGAGAAAAAGAAAUCAGAGCAAGGAAUUUUCUCAUUUAGAAAAAGCAAAAAGAUACUCUAAUGUAUUUUCUUUGAUGAGAUUGUGUGGUAGUGGCAAGUAUAGUAAUUCCAGUAUUCUUACUAUUGUGGUUUGUGGGGGGGAAAAAUCACAACUUUUUGAUUAGAACUUGGGUCAUUGAUAUGUUUUGUUCUGGAAAUAUUUGUAAAUCAAUCUGUCUUUAACAGUCAUCAAGAAAUGUUUGAAACUUCAUAUUUGAUUUGCUGGAUUGAGAAAGUUAUUCAUUGCCAUUCUUGGUAUGCAAUCUUGUAAUUUAAUUGGCAAGGGCAUAUUUUUUACAUAAAAAUUGUGUCCAUGGGUUAAAAAUUAAAGAUUUUCAAAAGAAGUUAAAAUUAAUGACAUUUCUUAAGAGAAGGAGGUGCAAGCAAUAUAUUAUUAAUAUAUAUAAUAAUAUAUAUAUUAUAGAAACUUUUUCAUAAUCUUCAGUAAUUUCAGAAACUAAUUGCUUUGCUUUUGAAACUUUUUGAGUUCUGCCAGAGGAAAGUUUUACAUGCUUAGAAUUGUUUCCAGUCAGUCAAAUAACCUUUUCUUUUU
Molecule: messenger RNA, 5307 nt
Organism: Ahaetulla prasina
Lineage: Eukaryota; Metazoa; Chordata; Lepidosauria; Squamata; Colubridae
Gene: PRELID3A
Product: PRELI domain containing 3A
Exons: 6
Coding region: 149-667 (172 amino acids)
Biological process (GO): phospholipid transport
Cellular component (GO): mitochondrial intermembrane space
Molecular function (GO): phosphatidic acid transfer activity
Source: RefSeq, a predicted model, not a curated record